This is a messenger RNA of Rotaria socialis, 1827 nucleotides long. The record is from the annotation of a GenBank genome assembly. NCBI's taxonomy places the organism in Eukaryota, Metazoa, Rotifera, Eurotatoria, Philodinida, Philodinidae.
AUGGAUGCACUAAGCGGUGAUAAAUCAAAUGCGGAACAUGAUCUAUAUGUACCACUAACCGAUUCAUUUUGGGAGAUUGGUAAAUACAGUCGAGCAGUAAAACGCUGUGAUGACGGCAAUAAAUUAACAACUGAUCUCAUUAGUAUGAUAGGUGAACGAGCUGAACUUGAAAAAACAUUUUCAAAAAUGCUUAAAAGUUGGUCAAAAAAAUGGUCUGAUUAUGUAGCAAAAUCAUCGGAAUUCGGUUCAAUGACAUCAGCUUGGAAAGCAGUUAUGUCUGAAGCUGAUGCAACAGCUGAAGUGCAUCAAGCAGUUCAUGAUGAUUUACAAAAUGAUGUUAUACCAUCGAUAAAAACAUGGCAAAAAGGAAAAUAUAUUAAAUCAAUGAUGCAUGUCAAAUCAACAAAAGAAUUCGACGAAGAUUUUAAAAGAGCACAAAAACCGUGGGCUAAAUUGUAUACUAAAGUUGAUAAAUAUAAACGUGAAUAUCAUGUAGCAACCAAAGGUCUUAAAACAGCUGAAACGCAAGAGAAUAAUGCUAAAUUGGAUGGUUCGAUUCCACAAGAACAACGUUCAAAAGCCGUUGAGAGAGUUGAACGAUGUCGUAAAGAUAAAGAUUCUGCUAAAAUAAAAUAUUCUGAAGCACUUCAAGAUCUCAAUCGAGCUAAUCCAAAAUAUAUGGAUGAUAUGAACGAUGUUUUUAUCCGGUGUCAAGCAUUUGAAAAAGAUCGUCUUGUUAAAUUUCAAGAAUUUCUAAGUCAUACUGAAAAAUGUCUAGAUAUUACUAGUCGAUUAAGAUCACCAAUAUUUCAGCAAUUUUCUCAUACAAUCGAAAAUUGUGACCCAGAUAAAGAUUUAACAUGGUGGUCGGAUACAUAUGGUGCGACAAUGAAAAUGAAUUGGCCAGUAUUUGAGGAGUCAACAAAGUUAGAUCAUUACCAUCAUCAUCAUCAUCAUCAACAACAACAACAACAACAAUUACAACAUAAUUACUUUUCUUAUUCUGGUGAUUUAUCGUUGGGUUAUGAAACAUACUAUCGACGACCACUAGUGGAGAUCGUUAGUGAAACGAAUGCUGCUGUUGUAGUUGGCGAUUCAUAUGCAACUCUUCGUCGAUCGAUGCGACGAACUGCUGCUGUUGUUACACGCAUGCGCCGAGGCCUUGUCAAGCGUGAAGAAUAUUCAGAAUCACAUCGUACACUUGGUCGCCGUGGUAAAGGUGAAAUGGAACGAGAAAAUCCAGUUGUUGUCACUGCUAUUCGUUCGAAUAGUAAUGGACCACCAAGUUAUCCUUCAUCUACUGAUAAUCGUUUAUCAACUUUUCCUGUAAAUCAAUCACCAGUUCAAAACGCACGUUCAACUGUUUAUCCGACGUUGGAUACGAGUACUGCAAGCAAUGCGAACCCUUUCGAUGAAGAUGACGAAGAUAAUGAUGCACCACUAAAAGAAAAAUCGACGAAUAAUGGCUCAAAUAAUAGUGGUUAUCCAUCGUUACCACCAUAUUCAACACAUGAUGUUCAUUCACCACCUUAUCCAGCAGCGGCUAAUCCAUUUGUAGAUGAUGACGAUAAUGUUGAUUCAUCGUCAUCAUCACAUCAUCGUUCUUUUCAAUCGCCAGCAUCAGCAGGUGGUUCAUCACUUGAUAAUAGUGCCGGUGUACCUGUACGAGCUCUUUACGAUUAUGAAGCACAAGAACAAGAUGAAUUAACAUUUAAACAAGGUGAUGUAUUUACUAAAUUGGAAGACGAGGAUGAUCAAGGAUGGUGUAGAGGACGCGUUGGAAAUCGUACUGGUCUUUAUCCAGCUACUUAUGUUGAAAUCCUCUAA